CCGUGCCAUUUUCCUGCUUGUCCCCAACUGUCACCGGGUCGUGUUUGUCACCCAGAGUGUCCCCACAGUGUUCCCAAGGCAUCCCGGAGUGUCCCUGGAGUGUCCCCAGCGACCAUGGAGCCCCUCGAGCUGUCCCCGGCCCUGCUGCAGCCGCAGGUCACCGUGGUGGCCAUCCUGGGCGAGCUGCUGGCCACCGCGCCCAGUCGGGAUGAGGAGAUGCUGCUGUCCAUGUCGGCAAGGUGCCUGUACUGGGACCUGGUGGACUUCACCAGGGAGCUCCGGGAAAACCUGUCCAGCACUGGUGGCAUCUGGUGGUGCAGCCUUGUCAUCUACUCUGGUAACUGUUCUUACACCUCCCUGAGCCGGGCCCUGGCUGUCUACAAGAGCACCCCACGGCCCCCCUGGGACAAUGUGACAUCGGUGGUCAGGAGUUGGAAGUGGUCGGUGUCUGAGCUUCUGGACAGGUGGGCCCAGCUGGCCAGGAAAGCCACCCAACUCCGCAACACCUGCAGGGAGGUGGCCACCAAGGCAGACGACAUGGUGGCCACCACCUGGGCCAGGGAGCUGCAGGGCAAGGCUGCCCGUGAUGGGACAGCUCAGGAAAGCAUGGUGGAGCUGGGUCAGGCUCUGGGCAGGGAGGAGGGGGCAGAGGUGGUGGCCCGGGUGAGGAGAGAUGCCAGGGUAGCUGCCAACUGGGCAACCAUGGCCACCACGGUGACACAGAGGGCGGAGGCGGCCCUGGGGCUGCUGGAGCGCUUGGUGGCCGCGUGUGACAAAGCCACUGCCUUCCCCCGGGAGCUGCAGCGCCUGCUCAGGGACAUUGAGGCCUCUGUGAAGGGGACAAAUGAGGCAUCCCCCAAUGUCCCUGAGGACUUGGUGGCCAAGGUGGCCGUGGCCGAGCAGCUGUGGGAGGCCAACGCCUGCCUGGCCAAGGAUCACCUUCUGGGGACAGUUGAGGACAUCAUCCAGUUUUAUAUCAAUGAUGAUCCCGCCAGCCCCAGUGCCUGUGGGGUGGCCGAGAGGUGCCAAAGAGUCAUCGAGGACAUCCCAAGGCUCAUUCAAACCCCAGAGAGACGCCAGAGCAUCCCCAAGGUGUCCCCAGUGAGCAUGGAGCUCCAAGAGCUGUCCCCAGCCCUGCUGCAGCCACAGGUCGCUGUGGUGGCCAUCGUGGGCGAGCUGCUGGCCACCCUGCCCAGGCGGGCUGAGAUGAUGCUGCUGCCUGUGUCCCCAUUGCGCCUGUACUCAGAACUGGAGAAAUUCACCAGGGAGCUCCGGUCCACCCUGUACAGCAUUGAUGACACCUGGUGGCACCGCAAUGUCACCACCAAUGAGGAUGACCCUCCCACCUCCCUAAGCCAGGCCCUGGCCACCUACCAGAGUGCCCCAUGGACCACCGAGAACCCUGUGGCAAUGGCAGCCUACGAGUGGCAGUCAAUGGCGAUUCGCCUUGAGGUCAGUUGGGAGUGUCUGGCCAGGAGGGCCACCUGGCUCUGCAACACCUGCAGAGAGGUGGUCACUGAGGCAGCCAAUAUGGUGCCCACGGCCACCACCCGGGCCAGGGAGCUGCAGCACAAGGCUGCCUGUGAUGGGACAGCUCAGGAAAACGUGGUGGAGCUGGGUCAGGCCCUGGGCAGAGAGGAGGGGGCGGAGGUGGUGGCCGGGUUUGAAGCCCCGGUGAGGAGAGAUGCCAGGGUGGCUGUCAGCUGGGCAGCCAGGGCCAGCAUGGUGAGACAGCGGGUGGAGGUGACCCUGGGGCUGCUGGAGCGCUUGGCGGCCGCGUGUGAUGCAGCCACUGCCUUCCCCCGGGAGCUGCAGCACCUGCUCGAGGGCAUCAGAGCGGCCAUGGAGGAGACAAAUGAGGCGUCCCCCGACAUCCCUGAGGACUUGGUGGCCAAGGUGGCUAUGGCCAAGCGGAUGUGGGAGGCCAACGCCCGCCUGGUCAAGGAUCACCUGGUGGGGACAGUUCCAGACACCAUCAAGUUCUUGUUCAAUGGUGGCCCCGCCAGCCCCAGUGCCUGUGAGGUGGCCGAGCGGUGCCAAAGAGCCACUGAGGACAUCCCAAGGCUCCUUCAACCCCUGGAGAGUCCCCAGAGCAUCCCCAAGGUGUCACCAGUGAUCAUGGAGCUCCAAGAGCUGUCCCCGGCCCUGCUGCAGCCACAGGUCACUGUGGUGGCCAUCCUGGGCGAGCUGCUGGCCACCCUGCCCAGUCGGGACAAGGUGAUUUUGCUCGGGUCUGCAGUGAGCCUCUACAGGGACCUGGAGGAAUUCACCAGGAGGAUCCGGGUCACCAUGUACUUCACUGAUGACACCUGGUUCUGCCACAAUGUCACCUCCUAUGAUGAUAACACUCCCACCUCCAAUGAUGAUGCUCCCAACUCCCUGAGCCAGGCCCUGGCCGCCUACAAGAGCACCUCAGGGACCCGUCGGAAUCAUGUGAUAAUGGCAGCCAGCAAGUGGCAGGAAUUGGUGGCCGCGCUCGUGGACAGGUGGGCCGAGCUGUCCAAAAAUGCCACCAAGCUCCGCAACACCUGCAGGGAUGUGGCCACCAAGGCAGACGACAUGGCAACCAUUAUCCAGGCCAGGCGCCUGCAGGACAAGGCUGCCCAUUAUGGGUCAGCUCAGAAAAACGUGGUGGAGCUGGGUCUGGCCCUGGGCAGGCAGGAGGGGGCCAAGGUGGUGGCCGGGCAUGAAUCCUGGGUGAGGAGAGAUGCCAGGGUGGCUGCCAGCUGGGCAACAACGGCCACCAUGUUGAGACAGCGGCUGGAGGCGGCCCUGGGGCUGCUGGAGCGCUUGGUGGCCGCGUGUCACGAAGCCACUGCCUUCCCCCGGGAGCUGCAGUGGCGGCUCAGGGACAUUGAGGCCUCUGUGAAGGGGACAAAUGAGGCAUCCCCUGCUGUCCCUGAGGACUUGGUGGCCAAGGUGGCCGAAGCCGAGCGGCUGUGGGAGGCCAGCCACCACCUGGCCAAGGAUCACCUGCUGGGGACACUUCAAGACAUCAUCGACUUCUAUUUUGAUGGUGAUCCCACCAGCCCCAGUGGGGUGGCCGAGCGGUGCCAAAGAGCCAUUGAGGACAUCCCAAGGCUCCUUCGACCCCUGGAGCGUCCCCAAGGUGUCCCCAAGGUGUCCCCAGUGAGCAUGGAGCUCCAAGAGCUGUCCCCGGCCCUGCUGCAGCCACAGGUCACUGUGGUGGCCACCCUGGGCAUGCUGCUGGCCACCCUGCCCAGGCGGGACGAGAUGAAGGUCAUGUCCGCAUUGCACCUGUACUGGGACCUGGUGGACUUCACCAAGGAGCUCUGGGUCACCCUGUACCGCAUUGAUGACACAUGGUGGCACCACUAUGUCACCUCCCAUGAUGAUGAUCCUGUCACCUCGUUGAGCCAGGCCCUGGCUGCCAAUGAGAGCAACCCAUGGACCCCCCGAAACCAUGUGACAAUGGCAGCCAGCAAGUGGCAGCGGUCAGUGACUGUUCUUCUGGAGGGCUGGGCCCGACUGGCCAGGAAAGCCACGAAGCUCCACAACACCCGCAGGAGGGUGGCCACUGAGGCAGAAAGCAUGGUGGCCACUGCCACUGACUGGGCACGGCUCCCGCAGACUGUCGCUCACCUUGAUGGGACAGCUCAGGAAAACAUAGAGGAGCUGCAUCUGCCUCUGUUCAGGGAGGAGUGGGCCAAGGUGGUGGCCGGGCAUGAAGAUCGGGUGAGGAGAGAUGCCAGGGUGGCUGCCAGCCGGGUAACCACGGCCACCAUGGAGAGACAGCGGCUGGAGGCGGCCCUGGGGCUGCUGGAGCGCUUGGUGGCCGCGUGUCACGAAGCCACCGCCUUCCCCCGGGAGCUGCAGCACAGGGCUGGGGACAUCGUGGCCACCCUGAAGGGGACAAAUGAGGCAUCCCCCAAUGUCCCUGAGGACUUGGUGGCCAAGGUGGCCGUGGCCGAGCGGCUGUGGGAGGCCAACGCCCGCCUGGCCAAGGAUCACCUGCUGGGGACACUUCAAGACACCAUCAAGUUCUUGUUCACUGGUGGUCCCACCAGCCCCAGGGGUGUGGUCGAGCGGUGUCAAAGAGCCAUCGAGGACAUCCCAAGGCUCCUUCAACACUUGGAGCGUCCCCAAAGUGUCCCCAAGUUGUUCCCAGUGAGCAUGGAGCUCCAAGAGUUGCGACAGGGUGGGCUGUUCCUGGCCCUGCUGCAGCCACCGGUCUCAGUGGUGGCCAUCCUGGGCGAGCUGCUGGCCACCCUGCCCAGGCAGAAUGAGUUGAUUCUGCUCAAGUCCUCAGGGCAGCUGUACUUGGACCUGGACAAAUUCACCAUGGACCUCAGGGAGACUAUAGAGUGCAUUUGUCAUAUCUGGUGGCGUGGCGAUAUCACCUUCGAUGAUGAUUUCUCUCCAACCUCCCUGAGCCGGGCCCUGGUUGUCUACAAGAGCACCCCAUGGACCAUAUGGUUCCAUGUGGCGAUGGUGGCCAGCAACUGGCAGGGGAUGGUGGCUGACCUUGUGAAGAGCUGGGUGCAGCUGGCCGGGAAGGCCACCCAACUCCGCAACACCUGCAGGAGGGUGGUCAAUGAGGCAGCCACCAAGGUGGCCAUCCCAACGGCCCGGGCCAGGGAGCUGCAGGACAAGGCUGCCCAUGAUGAGACAGCUCAGGAAAACAUGGUGGAGCUGGGUCAGGCACAAGGUGGGGAGGAGGGGGCCAAGGGUGCACAUGAAACCCGGGUGAAGAGAGACGCCAGGGUGGCUGCCAGCUGGGCAGCCAAGUACACCAUGGUGAGACAGCGGGUGGACGUGGCCCUGGGGCUGCUGGAGGGCUUGGUGGCCGCGUGUGACGAAGCCACCGCCUUCCCCCGGGAGCUGCAGUGGCGGCUCGAGGACAUCCAGGCCGCCAUGAAGGGGACAAAUGAGGCAUCCCCCGAUGUCCCCGAGGACUUGGUGGCCAAGGUGGCCAUGGCUGAGCGGCUGUGGGAGGCCAACGCCCGCCUGGCCAAGGAUCACCUGCUGGGAGCAGUUGAUGACAUCAUCAAGUUCUAUUUUGAUGGUGCUCCCGCCAGCCCCAGUGCCUGUGGGGUGGCCAAGCGGUGCCAAAGAGCCAUCGAGGACAUCCCAAGGCUCCUUCGACCCCCGGAGCGUCCUCAGAGAAUCCCCAAGGUGUCCCCAGUGAGCAUGGAGCCCCAAGAGCUGUCUCCGGACCUGCUGCAGCCACAGGUCACCGUGGUGGCCAUCGUGGGCGAGCUGCUGGCCACCCUGCCCAGGCGGGACAAGGUGAUUUUGCUCGAGACCUCAGGGUGCCUGUACUGGGACCUGGUGGCUUUCACCGAGAAGCUCCGAGUAACCCUGUAUUGCAUUGAUGACACCUGGUGGACUGGCAUUGUCACCUCCGAUGAAGAUGACCCUCCCACCUCCCUGAGCCAGGCCCUGGAUGCCUACGAGAGCACCAAAUGGACCACCUGGGACCGUGUGACGUCGGUGGCCAGCAAGUGGCAGGGGUUGGUGGCUGUAGUUGAGGAGAGCUGGGCCCGGCUGGCCAGGGCAGCCACCAAGCUCCACAAUACCUGCAGGGAGGUGGUCACUGAGGCGGUAGAGAUGGCAGCCACGGCCACCACCCAGGCCACGGAGCUGCAGGACAAAGCUGCCUGUGAUGGGACAGCUCAGGAAAACAUGGUGGGGCUGGGUCAGGCACUUGGUGGGGAGGAGGUGGCCGAGGUGGUGGCCGGGCAUGAAGCCUGGGUGAGGAGAGAGCCCAGGGUGGCUGCCAGCGAGGCAACAAGGGCCACCAUGGUGAGACAGCAGCUGGAGGAGGCCCUGGGGCUGCUGGAGCGCUUGGUGGCCGCGUGUGACGAAACCACCGCCUUCCCCCGGGAGCUGCAGCGCCUGCUCAGGGACAUCAAGGCCUCUGUGAAGGAGACAUAUUUUGAAACCCCUGCUGUCCCUGAGGACUUGGUGGCCAAGGUGGCCGUGGCCGAGCGGCUGUGGGAGGCCAAUGCCCGCCUGGUCAAGGAUCACCUGCUAGGGGCAGUUCCAGACACCAUCAAGUUCUAUUUCACUGGUGGUCCUGGCAGCCCCAGUGCCUAUGGGGUGGCCGAGCGGUGCCAAAGAGCCAUCGAGGACAUCCCAAGGCUCCUUCAAUCCCCGGAUUGUCUCCAGAGUGUCCGCAAGGCAUCCUCAGUGAGCAUGGAGCUCCAAGAGGUGUCCCCUCCUCAGUUGCAGGCGCUGGUGGCUGUGGUGGCCACCCUGGGCGAGGUGGUGGCCACUGUGGCUGGGCCACAAAGGGGCAAGUUCCUGCACCCAUCUCCAGACUCCCUGCAUGAGGACCUGAAGAACUUCACCCAGAACCUCUGUAAGAUUCUGUACCAUGGUGAUGUCACCUCCCUGGGCCACCGUGGUGUCACCUCCCUGGGCCGGGCCCUGGCCGCCCUCAGGGCAACCUCUGACACAACCUGGGCUGAUGUCAGAGCCGAGGCCAGCGCCUGGUGGGAGUCAGUGGCCAAGCUUGUGGACAACUGUGACCAGCUGGCCAGGGAGGCCACCAAGCUCCGUGACGCCUGUGGGAAGGUGGUCAUGGACCAGCACCUGAUGGUGGCACUGGACACGAAGGAGGUGGCCUGGGAAAUGGCCACACACGAUGCCCAGGUGGCAGCAGUCACCAACAAGGCCAUGGGAAAGGCUGUGGUGGCCACCAGGAGGGGACAUUGGACCGAGGUGGCCCUGGGACCACUGGAGCGCUUGGUGGCUGCGUGUGACAAAGCCACCUUGUUCAACUGGAACAUGGAGUGCCGGCUCAGGGACAUUGAGGCCGCCCUGAAGGGGACAAAUGAGGUGUCCCCUGAUGUCCUCCAGGACUUGGGGGCCAAGGUGACCAAGUUUGAGUGGUUGUGGGUGGCCAGCGCCCGCCUGGCCAAGGAUCACCUGCUGGGGACACUUGGGGUCAUUUACAACAUCCUCUUGAGUCGCUGUGGUGACCAUGGUGACCCCAUUGGCCCCAGCAGCCACGCAGUGGCCAAGCAGUGCCAAAAAGCCAUUGAGGACAUCCCAAGGCUGCUGUGGGGACAGUGAUACCACCACUGUGACCUCACUGGGGCAAUGAUGUCACUGGAGAGUCUUGUGGACACUCGAGUGCCACCAGCUCCUCAAGUCACCAAGAGACCUUUGAAUGCCCACCAGCCUGGGACAGAACGGGUGCCACCGGGCUGGUGGUACUGCCAUCUCCCUGGUGCCACCUGUGUGCUGUCCCCAAGUCCCUGCAUCCCCACAGAGGGGACACAGGGGUGGUGGGAGGGGACAGGGGGUCUCUAAGGGAUAGAGGGGACAGCAGAGCCCUCAAGGGAGGGGACAAGGGGAACCCCGGGAGGUCACAAGUGCCACCAGGUCCCUGACACCUCCCCUGUCCUCUCCCCAGCUGUCCCCUCCACAGCUGGAGUUGGUGAUGGACAUGGUGGCUGUCGUGGGCAAGGUGGUGGCCACUGUGACCGAGCCAUACAGGGGCAAGUGCCUGCACAAGGCCCCAAACUCCCUGCAUGAGGACUUGAGGAGAUUCACCGGGAGCCUCUGUAGGACGCUGAACAUGCCUGUGCCACCGUGGUGUCCACUCCCUGGGCCAAGCCCUGGCCACCCUUGGGGCCACCCUGGGACCACCUGGGCUGAUGUCAGAGCCGUGGCCAGUGUCUGGCGGGAGUCGGUGGCCAGGAUCAUGCACAGAUGGGCCCGGCUGCCCAGGGAGGCCACUGAGCUCCGUGCCACCGGCAGGGAGGUGGCCACUGCAGAAGCCACAGUUGCAGCCACCGCCCAAGACAGGAACUGGCAGGACAUGGCCACCUGCUUGGGGACAGCUCAGGAAAACACGGUGGCCACUGAACAGGAGCUGCCACUGGCCCUUGACAGGGAGGAGGGGCCUCGGCAAUGGCUGCGCUCGAGGCCCGGGUGGUGGCGGCCACCAACAAAGGGCUGGUGUCCACCGUGGCCAUGGGAGAGGCUGUGGUGGCCAAGAGCCAGGCGAUGGCGGCCACCAGGAGGUGAAGGUGGCCCUGGGGCUGCUGGAGUGCUUGGUGGCCGCGUGUGACAAAGCCACCGCCUUUCCCCAGGAGCUGCAGUGCCUGCUCAGGGACAUCGUAAACACCACGGAGGGGACAGAGGAGGAGUCUCCCAAUGUCCCCAAGGCCUUGCCAGCCAAGGUGGCCAUGGCCAAGUGGCUUUGGGUGGCCAAUGCACACCUGGCCAAGGAUCACCUGCUGGGGACACAUGAUGACAUCAACCACAUCUUCAGUUCUGAUGCCAACAGCUCCAGUAUCCGUGUGGAGACCAAAAAGCGCCAAAAAGACAUUGAGGAUAUUGUGAAUUUGCUGCAGGGAUGGUGAUGUCACUGCCGUGACAUCAUGGGGGCAGUGACAUCAUGGGAGACGUUGCUGCUCUCACCUGUCCCCUCCCCGUGCAAUAUUUGAGACAAAUUUGGGGAAUUUUCUGGGAAUUUUCAUUGAUACUGUUGCAAAUCUUGAUGGGAACUUGUGGGGUGACGUCACCGGGGACAGUGUAGGAACACUCUGAGGACACUCAGGAACACUCAGGGACAGGGGUGACUGAGUCCCCUCAGCAGCUUCCCGCUUUCCACUGUGCCUGCAGCAGAGCUGGGACAUAAACGACAAUUUAAAAAUUGCCUUCUGCAGUUCUGCGUUGGCUUUUGCACUUUUGUAUUGCCUUUUGCUCACUGUUAUUAUUCAACAGCCAUUUGAUAUGGUGUUUGAUACUGAUAUUGAUUGUUGGUGAUUCCUUGUAGCUGCUGGUUGGUGCAAUAAAAUCUAUCAGU
Passer domesticus (house sparrow) is the source of this 8785-nucleotide messenger RNA. RefSeq lists its product as uncharacterized. Lineage: Eukaryota; Metazoa; Chordata; Aves; Passeriformes; Passeridae. The transcript has 8 exons. The coding region runs from base 115 to 7041 and encodes 2308 amino acids. The record is from RefSeq and is a predicted model, not a curated record.